Messenger RNA from Sinocyclocheilus rhinocerous, 3469 nucleotides. RefSeq lists its product as uncharacterized. NCBI's taxonomy places the organism in Eukaryota, Metazoa, Chordata, Actinopteri, Cypriniformes, Cyprinidae. The record is from RefSeq and is a predicted model, not a curated record. The transcript is spliced from 11 exons. The coding region runs from base 83 to 3469 and encodes 1128 amino acids.
UCCGCUUGCGCCGCGUGCUCAGGGAACGACUCCUUCAGGAGGCCUCGGUUAUGCAGGGAUAAGAGCAGCCCGCUUCUGCUAGAUGGAGAACAAUGGAAGGAAGUUUUUAGUGCACCUUGAUAUGGCGACGCCCAUCAUCCGUCUUCAAAACCCCACUGCUCCAGAGGAUCGUCAACAGGCCCUAUUGGUGGCGACGAAUGAGGCCUGUGCCCACAGAGAUAGACAGAAGACUUUUCCUCUCCCCCCUGCACAGCUGCUGAAUGAGUCCACUGCCCUAGCCCAUGCUGAAAGGGCACUUCAUGCUGAAGGGAUCCCUGCGCCAUCACGACAGCAGUGCCUGGGGAAGCUGGUCCUGCCAUUUGGCCAGUAUCUCAAUGCCCCGUUUCACUGGCUUGUGGCAAACGAUGUGGGCUACAUGAAGUAUUUGGUUGACAAGCAUAGAGAAGAACUCUCUAACAAACCUGGAAAGGAGAAGAUCCAACAUCACUGGAUAAAAGACUACCUGGCAGAGUACGCAGAGAGCUUUCCACAAGUCUCAGUUGUCCUGGAGGCCAAUGUCCACCAAUGCAUUUAUGGACAGAAAGGGUUCAAGUACCAUACCUUUCAGGAGAUGUGGGAGCUCUACAGCCAGUAUUCUGCCCAGAAGGACAGGCCAGAGGAUUUUAGUAUGAUCCAAAAAGCGUACAGCUCUGUAAGCCAGUGGCUACACACGCCUGUGACCCAUAUCGCCAGCGUGCAGAUGAAAAGGUUUAGGAAGUACAUUUAUGACAAGAAAGAUCAAAUGUCAAGCUCUUCCAUCAGUGACCCCUCGUGGCUGGAUGACACUCUCUUAUUAGAAGUGAUCAAAGCAGAGUCCACAGCUUCCACAGCAUCAUCCACGGCCAUCUACACGCCAGCAUCCUCAUCCACGGCCAUCUACACGCCAACAUCUUCAUCCACGGCCAUCUACACGCCGGCACCUUCAUCCACGGCCAUCUACACGCCGGCACCUUCAUCCACGGCCAUCUACACGCCGGCACCUUCAUCCACGGCCAUCUACACGCCGGCACCUUCAUCCACGGCCAUCUACACGCCAGCAUCCUCAUCCACGGCCAUCUACACGCCGGCAUCUUCAUCCACGGCCAUCUACACGCCAACAUCUUCAUCCACGGCCAUCUACAUGCCAGCAGCAUCAGCAUCAGCCACAUACACACAGGCAUCAAAGAAGUCCUCAUCCACAUCCAUAAGUCACAUUUCCUCUGCAGAACCAUGUGACUCCCCAGUCGAGCUGGAGGGUUGGGUGCGACUGUGGGAAAAUCCCAACGGCAUCCCACCAGCUGACCUCUCCUGGGUGAAGGACGACCCCGAGCGAGGACUCUUUGGCCCCAUUCAGGUGUAUCGUGACAACACCGGUGUAUUGAAGAGGAGUCGAGCACUAAAAUCUGACCGGAUGUGGUUUUACCCUCCAGAACCUCCAGGCUACAUUAGUGGUCCCCUGCCAACUCCGCAUCUCUUUUUUCGAAGUCGCGUUUUUGUGUGGCAGCCUGUUGGAGUAUGGAAAUACUUACUGAAGUGUCCUCGGGGUGCAGAAUGUGUGGGUCAAGGAAAGGCUGUGUACCUUUACAAUUCGGGCUACCACACCAGGGUUUGUCACAUUUGUGAUGUAUCCAGCUGGUAUUGUAUGCUGACGGAGGUCCUGUGCUGUGGCCAGUGCACCAAAGCAGCCAGGGGUCGUGGCAGUGGCAAGGUGGGGCAUUGGUUGGCAUGGGAUCCUGCUAUCCUGUGCCAACUCAGUGAGGCUCACCAAGCCAUGUUCCCUGCUGUCCUCACAGACACGCGUGGUGUGGACAAAAACGUGGUGUGCCUUCUGCGGAACUGGACUGAAGGGAACACCAUGGUGAAGGUGUGGCGACAAAUCCAGGAGAAUCACUUUGAUGAGUAUCUCCACAGAAAAGACCUGUACACCACACUCCUCAUGACUAUUACAAAGCCUGGGGGGAUCGUGUCAGCCUUAGGACACAAGUUUGAAGCUCCACCUCCUCCAAGAGAGCUGCCCUCUGCUCGUCUUCUUCGUCAUGCCUCCCUGCUGGCAGAGGCCAACAACGUACAGGACUACAGGGACCAGAUUCUCUCCACUUUUGGCACAGUGCUAAAAAUGGGCUCCACUAAAAAGGUGGUGAAGAAGCUGUCUGGAGAGGGUAAAGGCUCAGCUGAGUGGUUUACCAGUAUAGGCAAUGAGAAUACCCAUAUUGUCUCGUUUGUUCUCACGUGUGAGGAGUCCAUCGAGUGCCUGGAGCCCAUGUGUCGUGGAGUAAUGGACAGGUUCCAGCAGGCCAAUCAACCUGUGCCUAAAAUCCUGUAUGUUGACCGUGGGUGUUGCCGUGCACAAGGCCGAGCUGCCAUGGAGACCUUGUUCCUAGAUUGGGUAGAUAAUGGUAUGGUCGUGUGUCUGGACAUAUUUCAUUGGAUCCAUCGUUUUGAUGCGGCCAUUUGCACUGACAGCCAUUCUAAGUAUGCGGUGUUCAAGUCUGCCCUAGCAGGAGCGGUGCUGGCAUACAAUCGCACUGACUUAGAGCUGCUCAUCAAAGCCGUCAAAGCAAAGGACCCAGGAACUUUUAACUCUGUCACUGAUGAAGAUAUGGUGCGACUUUAUGUGUCAAAAGAACAACUGAAGCACCACGUCCGCAGAGUUACACUUGGGGCUCAGGAGACCUUCCGGCUAGUCCAGAUAGCCAUCGAUGAACUCAAAGGUCCUGCUGGGCUAGACGAAAGCGGAGUCAGCCUCUUCAAGUCACCAGAGGCCAUAGACAAAGUGUGGGAAAGCCAGCAGCAACACUUAGAGUGCAUUCAGGAUCCUCCGGACAUGAAUAUGUACAGAUUGGCUCGAACCACUACCAUCAAUGGCAUUGACGUCCCUUGUUACAAAUGUCUCCGUGGAAGCAACAGCCUGGAGGGAUUCCACAAAGCUUUGCCUAACAUGAUUCCAGGUCCCCACUGUGCAGCACGUCCCUGUCAGGUUUACCUGAUUAGUGGAAUCGCUCGCUGGAAUUCAGACUGCAGUUCUGAUGCUGUGUUCGGUGGCAAAGGUCGACGCCACAGACCGUACUCGGCCCCUCUAAUUGAUCGCCUCAACACCCGAUGUCAGCAGCUGUUUGGAGAGACUGUAGAGGAGAAUAGCCACGCACCUGCUAAUGUGACGUCGAAUGAGUUGCUUGGUUUGGAAUACCUCUUCAGCCAAAGCACAGGAGAAUCUGGUCCUUUCUCCCUCAGUGACAUCUCCAAGGAUGGACCCAGUCCAGAGGAAGAGGUGAUCCAGCCUGGCCAGUCUGACCCAGAUGAGGACGAUGUGGCGUACCAGAGUGACCCAGAGGCAGAUAACGACAUAGUGCCUACCAUCCCAGCCCACAUCAACCUUACUACUGACGAGACCACUGCAGCUCACUCUCCAGCCUUUGUAAGUAACUUAGUGUUUACUAGGGGUGUAACUUAG